This is a messenger RNA of Camelina sativa (false flax), 1196 nucleotides long. The record is from RefSeq and is a predicted model, not a curated record. NCBI's taxonomy places the organism in Eukaryota, Viridiplantae, Streptophyta, Magnoliopsida, Brassicales, Brassicaceae.
AUGGCUGGGGGAUCAUCAAAGAGGUCUAAAAGAGCAAGACUUUAUUAUGACAAGGAUGGUGACGUAGAUAGUGAGGAUGAUGGCGACAAUAAAGAUGCUGAGAUGGAAGAGUUUGAGAAAGAGUACAAGGAGCUUCGUUCACAAGAAGAGGAUAUAUUGAGGAAUCUGAAGCGUGAUAAGGGCGAGGAUGCUGUUAAAGGUCAAGCCGUGAAGAACCAGAAGGCUCUUUGGGAUAAAACUCUGGAGUUCAGAUUCUUACUUCAGAAACCAUUUAAUAGUUCAAACAGAUUGCCACAGGAGCCUGUGAAAUCGUCGUUUUGUUCGGAAGAUGAUGAGAAUGUCUCGACAGCAUAUACAGAUCUAGUUACUUCAUCUAAGAAGACAUUAGACUCCCUCUUGGAGUUGCUAGAGGCUUUGCUUGAGAAGAACCCCUCGGUUGAUCUACAACAAGUGAAUAGAACAGCUAGUGCAGAAUCCAAUAAAUCACAUACAGAAGAUAGCGAUGAAAAGGUACAAAACUGGUCUUUGCCAUGUAGAAUGUCUGUAUUCCGAAACAAAGCUGUGGACAAAUGGCAGAGAAGAACACAAGUCACAAGCGGUGCAGCUGCUAUUAAAGGAAAGUUCCACGCCUUUAACCAGAAUGUUAGUGAACAGGUGGCUUCAUACAUGAGGGAUCCAAGUAGAAUGAUCAAACAAAUGCAACAGUCCAGAUCAACUGUUGCUGUUUUUGGCACUGUCCCAGGGGAAGCCAUGGAACCAAAUCAAGAGGAAAGACAGCUUGAAGGAGACCCUGAACUUAUAGAAGAUGCUGAAUUCUAUCAGCAGUUACUGAAGGAGUUCAUUGAGACCAUCGAUCCAGCUUCCUCAGAAGCGGCUUACUAUGCAAUGAAGAAGUUUCAGACGAAGAAAAGGAAACUUGUGGAUCGGCGUGCCUGUAAGAGCAGAAAGAUCAGGUAUAAUGUUAAUGAGAAGAUUGUCAACUUCAUGGCACCACGACCGGCAAAGAUACCUCCAAACACUUCGGAUUUGCUGAAGAAUCUGUUCUGUCUAAAGAACAGAAACGUUCUCUGUGAAGCAUAAACUAUCAUCAAUCAAACAAACCGCAAUUUUGAAACGGUUUCUUCACAUUAAUUUAUGUAUUUUUAAUAUGUCUAUCAAAAUGUCCCAUCAAGAUCAUAAUUCAACUUAUCUUAAUA